Pseudopodoces humilis (Tibetan ground-tit) is the source of this 2446-nucleotide messenger RNA. Its product is annotated as cryptochrome-1-like. Gene Ontology annotation, biological process: circadian regulation of gene expression; negative regulation of DNA-templated transcription; entrainment of circadian clock by photoperiod. Gene Ontology annotation, cellular component: cytoplasm; nucleus. Gene Ontology annotation, molecular function: FAD binding; DNA binding. The record is from RefSeq and is a predicted model, not a curated record. Lineage: Eukaryota; Metazoa; Chordata; Aves; Passeriformes; Paridae.
UCCUUGCGUAACCCACCCGUCUUGGCCGGCGUUAUGUAAGCAGCCCCGUGGGGCGAGGAACCGGCGCCGCGCCCGCCGCCACCGCAGCCCGUGGGGAAGGAGGGGUUUGUUAUCCUGGAACCCAAGGGUUCCCUUCCUCCUGUAGGCAGCAUGCUGCAUCGCACCAUUCACCUUUUCCGGAAGGAGCUGCGGCUCCACGACAACCCAGUGCUGCUGGCUGCCCUGGAGUCCUCAGAGGCCCUGUACCCCGUGUACAUCCUGGACAGAGCAUUCCUGACCUCCUCCAUGCACAUCGGGGCCCUGCGCUGGCACUUCCUGCUCCAGUCCCUUGAGGAUCUCCACAAAAACUUGGGCCAGAUGGGCUCCUGCUUGCUGGUUAUUCAAGGGGAGUAUGAGACUGUUCUUAGGGAUCACAUCCAGAAGUGGAAUAUCACGCAGGUGACGCUGGAUGCAGAGAUGGAGCCGUUUUACAAGGAGAUGGAGGCCAACAUCCGGCGCCUGGGGGCAGAGCUGGGCUUCGAGGUGCUUUCCCUGGUGGGCCACAGCCUGUACAAUACCCAGCGGAUUUUGGACAUAAAUGGUGGGAGUCCCCCAUUAACUUACAAGAGGUUCCUUCACAUUCUGUCUCUGCUUGGUGACCCUGAGAUGCCUGUCCGAAACCUCACAGCUGAAGACUUCCAGAGAUGUAGGGCCCCUGACCCAAGCCUGGCUGAGUGUUACAGAGUGCCUCUCCCUGUGGAUUUGAAGAUUUCCCCAGAGAGCCUUUCCCCUUGGAGAGGAGGGGAGACUGAAGGGCUGCAGCGCCUGGAGCAACACUUGAGUGACCAGGGCUGGGUGACAAGUUUUGCUAAACCAAGGACAAUCCCAAACUCGCUGUUUCCAAGCACCACAGGCCUGAGCCCAUAUUUCAGUAUGGGCUGUCUGUCAGUUCGGACAUUUUUUUAUAGGUUGUCAAACAUUUAUGCUCAGGCAAAGCACCACUCUCUGCCCCCAGUGUCACUCCAAGGGCAGCUGUUGUGGAGGGAAUUUUUCUAUACAGUAGCAUCAGCAACCCCCAACUUCACCCAGAUGUCUGGAAACCCCAUCUGCCUCCAGAUCUGCUGGUACAAGGACGCAGAGAGGCUCCACAAAUGGAAAACGGCACAGACAGGGUUCCCGUGGAUCGAUGCCAUCAUGACCCAGCUGCGCCAGGAGGGCUGGAUCCAUCACCUGGCUCGGCACGCUGUCGCCUGCUUCCUGACACGGGGGGACCUCUGGAUCAGCUGGGAAGAGGGAAUGAAGGUGUUUGAAGAGCUGCUUUUAGAUGCUGACUACAGCAUCAAUGCUGGGAACUGGAUGUGGCUGUCAGCCAGCGCCUUCUUCCACCAGUACACACGGAUCUUCUGCCCUGUCCGCUUUGGGAAGCGCACAGACCCCCAGGGUGACUACAUCAGGAAAUACUUGCCUAUACUAAAGAACUUUCCCUCCAAGUACAUCUACGAGCCCUGGACCGCAUCUGAAGAAGAGCAGAAGCAAGCAGGAUGUAUCAUAGGUCAGGACUACCCCUUCCCCAUGGUGAACCACAAGGAAGCCAGUGACCACAACCUGCAGUUGAUGAAACAGGUCAGAGAGGAGCAGCACAGAACAGCCCAGCUCACGAGAGAUGAUGCAGAUGACCCCAUGGAAAUAAAGGUAAAACGUGACCGUUCUGAAGAAAACAUUUCAAAAGGAAAAGCGGCCAGAAUGAGAGAAUAAACCAAAAUUCCCUCAAGGGUCACCUGCUGGGUACUGAGAAAAGUCAAGAGGGGAGAGCCAGGGGUCAGCUGAGCUGGCCAAAGCACUGUCCUCCAUACUUGGCCCUGCUAAUGGUGCCUCUUGUUUGUGACCUGACCUUAGGAGACCUGUUGGAUCUUGAGAGGUUUUACUGCAGUUUUGGAUGGAAUUGUUUAUUUCUGAGUUGCUUCUGGACCAUUUGUUGAAGCUGUUGGCUGAACGCAAGAUGUGUUUCAUGCACCUGUAUAAAUAGAUUUUGUGUCUCAACGUCAUAAGACUGUGUGCACAUUAAUGUGGUUGCACAUUAAUGUUAGGACCCUUGAUUUGCUUGCCUUAUAGAGAUGGACUCUUAGGGAUGUUCAGAUUAUUUAAGUUCCCAGUUUGUGAUUGUAGUCCCCAGUUUGGGGAGACAGAGCAGAGUGCAGCCCCUUGUACCUUGUGUAGUUUUAAAGUCAUAAGCAGGAAUUAUUAUGCAUUUUAAGGACAACAUUGAAAAUAUCUCACCAAAUUAGGCCUAAUACACAACUUUAUCACCAUAAUUGUCUUCCUUGGCUGACUAGAACUGCAGGGUAGAGAUCAAUUCUAUCAUGUACCACAUGGAAAAAAUUUCCCCUCCCAUGGAAAUGUACUGUUGUGAAGUUUGACAAGGCUGGAUUAGUCAAUUAUGGUUGUUGGUGGGGAGUGCAGUGGGGUU